Messenger RNA from Phragmites australis (common reed), 2236 nucleotides. Its product is annotated as glucan endo-1,3-beta-glucosidase 9. Lineage: Eukaryota; Viridiplantae; Streptophyta; Magnoliopsida; Poales; Poaceae. The transcript is spliced from 2 exons. Gene Ontology annotation, biological process: carbohydrate metabolic process. Gene Ontology annotation, cellular component: plasma membrane. Bases 453 to 1922 code for a protein of 489 amino acids. The record is from RefSeq and is a predicted model, not a curated record. Gene Ontology annotation, molecular function: hydrolase activity, hydrolyzing O-glycosyl compounds.
UCAAGGCUUCGUGCUGCCCUCUCUUAUUGGCUAGGGAUCUAGGGUUGUGGUCAUCUGAUUUACAUGAGUGCUCGUUCGUAAGAUACUACCACUCCAGAAUGGCGUUGCUCCCAUCGUCCUGCUGCGUCUUGUUCAUCAGUUAUGUUCGUCUUACCAGCUAUCCUUGUCCAUCAGUCUGUUGCUAACUACAUUUUCAUUUGUCAACACCUGGCUAGUCUAAUCGUUACGCAUAUACCGUGAAGCUCAAGCAUUACUAAUUGUAUGUUAAACGAGUUUCUCAGAUUUGAAAAAAAAAUAGAUUUGGCAUAGAGAGAGAGAGGGAGAUCACCUACGGGCUGCGGCUAGUUCCCUACCGGUCUUGCAAGUCUGCACGGCAAGGAAGAGAAGACACAGGCGCAAGUGGUAGAGCCCCCCACUGCUCCUGGCCAGCAGCGUACACGGAACACGAGGCAAUGCUGCACAGUCGCCACCACCAGCCGCCGCCGCCGCCUUUCGUACCUGGCCUCCUCCUGCUGCUCCUCCUCGCCGUGGCGCCGAGGCCGCCGCCGGCCGCCGCGGUGGGCGUCACCUGGGGCUUCGCGUCCUCCCACCCGCUCCCGGCGGCGCAGGUCGUGCGCGGCCUCCUCCUCCCCAACUCCGUCCCGCGCGUCCGCCUCGCCGCCGCCUCCUCCGACGCGCUCUCGGCGCUCGCGGGCACUGGCGUCGCCGUCACCGUCGGGGUCCCCGACGCGCUGCUCCGGCCCCUCGCCGCCUCAACCAAGGCUGCGGCCGCCUGGGUCCACGACAACGUCACCCGCUACGCCUCCGGCGUGCGGUUCGAGUAUAUUGUUGUUGGGGAUGAGCCAUUUCUUCUAAGUCAUGGACAACCUUUCCAGCCUUUUGUAGUUCAUGCAGCAGAAAAUAUUCAACGAGCGUUGGUUGGUGCAAAAUUAUCUAGCAAGGUGAAGGUUGUUGUACCUUGUAGCGCUGACACAUAUCAGAAUGCAUCUACCCUGCCUUCAAAAUCUAGCUUCAGACCUGAUGUUAACAAGACCAUGGCAGAACUCCUCUCAUUUCUUGCUAACAACAGUUCUCCAUUUAUGGUCGAACUGAAUCCAUUUUUGAGCUUUCAACAGAACAAGAAUCUGUCACUGGACUAUUACCUAUUCCAGCUAAUGUCACAUCCAAUAAAAGAUGGUCAAAACAAGUAUGACAACUACUUUGAUGCAAGCAUAGAUGCUCUGGUUACUGCUCUGACCAAAGCUGGCUUCGGAGACAUGGACAUCAUUGUUGGGAGAGCAGGAUGGCCAACAGAUGGAGCUGUGAAUGCAACUUCUGCUAUUGCUCAAUCGUUCAUGACUGGCCUGGUCAAUCACCUGGCCAAAAAGUCCGGGACUCCACUUCGCCCAAAAGUGCCUCCAAUUGAGACAUAUCUCUUCAGCCUUUUAGACGAAGAUCAACGCAAUACACAAAGUGGAGGUUAUGAAAGACACUAUGGCAUUUUUACCUUUGAUGGCCAGGCGAAGUACUAUGCCAAUAUAGGUCAAGGUUCUAAAGCUCUCAAGAAUGCCCCUGAUGUGGACUACCUUCCAUCAAAAUGGUGCGUGGUAGACAACAACAAGGACUUAUCCAAUGUUUCUUCCAGUUUUUCUGCAGCGUGCUCCAAUGGCGACUGCACUGCUCUGUCACCUGGUGGCUCCUGCUCGGCUCUUGGAUGGCCUGGUAAUGUGUCAUACGCAUUCAACAAUUAUUAUCAGCAACAUGAUCAGAGUGAGGAGAGCUGCAACUUCAGUGGCCUAGGUUUGAUAACCACUGUUGAUCCAUCUGUCGACAACUGUCUGUUUCCUCUUGCGAUUCGUACUUGUGCUGCUUCUUCCUUUCAUCCAACACUGGUCAUGGCCAUGUUGCGAUUACUAAUUGUAUGGUUUUGCAUUUGCAGCUAGUCUGAUGUAGCUGCCUAGCUUUAUAUGAUGUCUUUGAGGCCAUAUUGAGCCUUCAAGAUGCUCUUUGGGCCUCUUGUAGCAUGUACUCCGAAGUCUCGGUGCACCAUCAAACAUUAGUAUUCCUGUACCGGUAUAGUUUCUGAUGUCGCACUUCUUAGAGGACUAUUCCUGAAGUGUAAAUGUAUCUCAAAUUAGUCGGGAAAAAUCAUAACAUCAAUUAUUAUAGACAAUUUCUUAUAUGCCACUAAAACUUAUACUUUUCUCUAACAUGCCAUUCAAAAAAUUUAGUUUCCUUCUAUGCCACUACUUCAAAU